Molecule: messenger RNA, 2529 nt
Organism: Phalaenopsis equestris
Lineage: Eukaryota; Viridiplantae; Streptophyta; Magnoliopsida; Asparagales; Orchidaceae
Exons: 8
Coding region: 132-2504 (790 amino acids)
Molecular function (GO): DNA-binding transcription factor activity
Source: RefSeq, a predicted model, not a curated record
CUGAAAACAAUCCCUAAAUUACUAGAAACAAAAAAUGGAAAUUACUCGCCGAGCGGGAUGCAUCGGUUUCAACUGGAUUAGGGCACAUAAGACUCUCGCCGUUGAGGUGCAGUAGGGUUUGAUUUCAGGAGAUGACUUCUCCUCAGGGAUCCAAGCUGCCGCCAAAUACUCCGUCAUCAAAGGAUUCUCCUACAUCGAACUUUUUUAACAACUUGUCUCCAAUAAACGUGAUUAGCAGCAGGUUAAGCAGCCAAGCUUUUGAUAGCGUUGAUAUUCCAUCCCCUCAACCGGUCUUCGCAACACCACAAAAUCGCUUGAUAGAUUCAAAACUGUGGAGAAGGUCUCAAACGCUGUUCUUUCCUUGUUGUGAGAAGCCCUUCACGGGUGAUGCAGAUCUUGCUGCCACAUCUUCGGAGUAUCCUUGCAUGACCAGGCAAUUUAUUCCAAUUGCAGCUGUUCAAUCAAGUAAUGGUAGUGAGAAGAAGCUUAAUAGUGGUCACCAUCCUCAGGAUGAAGUUUGCAGGAGUCAUUCGAACAGUGUGGAUGAAUUUUUGUCCAUUCCCAGUGAAGAUUGUGAAAAUAACUCUUGCUCGCCUGGUUUUUUCUUGGGAGAAACUGAUGAUUUGGUUCGUGAUAAAGAUGCCAUUCCUUUUAGCAGCAAUGGGGAUCAGAUGGCAUACCCCAAUGAGGAUUCUGCACAAGUUACGGAGAUGGCCUUUGGCAUCAACGGUGAUCAGAUGGCAUACCCCAAUGAGGAUUCAGAACAAGUUCCAGUGAUAAACUCUUCUGCCACUGUAACCAAUUUUGUGGCCGAAUACACCAAGCAAUCAGAACUUGUUAAUGCUGAACUGAGUUCCAACUUAAAUGUUGGUGAUCAAAAUUCAUCAUGUCAACUUGAGAAGGAUUCUGCCAAGCAGAAGCCAAGUAUUCAAAUUGUGCCUGCUGCUUUUGAAGAGAAUGAAAAGAAGGGAGGACUACUUGGCAGGAAGGUUAAAGCUAAGUCAAAUUCCUAUGUAAAUUCAAUUUCUAGUAGAGAUGAUGAUCCUAUCACUUUUGAUAGGAAACUAUCUAAUCAUUCCCAUGUUCCAAACACUAUGAAUUUUAGUAGUAUGUGUCAUGUGGACGAAUGCCCAAGCACUUCCAGUACUUAUGUGCUUGGAAUGCAGGAUGUUGUAAGUACAGAAUAUUUGGGUAAACUGGGCGGUGUUUAUGAGGCAAAAUGUGAAAUUCCAAGAAAUUCUCAGUUCCACACUAAUCAUCCUGGUAUAUCGAGUCAGAUUAGUGAUGCAUCUGGCAAGAACCAGAGAAACUAUGAUCAGGAGGAUAUGACCCAGCAUAGUCGCGGCAUGUAUAAACGUCUUCAGUUUGAGGAUUUUGAAAAGAAGGAACAGAGUAUUGCAUACGCUGGAAACUGUACGAACUUAAAAAGUCCUCGUUUCAUGCCAGUGACAACAAUGAUAUCUUCUAAUAUGGGAAGUUCACAUGGUUCUACUACAAAUACAAUUGCAAUGUCUAGCACAGUUCAGUCGAUUCAGUCCCUACCAGGAAAUAUUUCCUGCAAUUAUUUGGUUAAGACUGAUGGUUCUGAGCAAAGCAAGGGAAGAUUCACUGCAGUGGUUCCUAGAUCGUCUGGUAUUGGCUUGCACUUAAAUACCAUUGGCAUGACUGGGGAGAUGAAUGGCCACAUAGAUAUGAAGAUGCCAAUGGAGGGUUUAGGUGACAAUGGGAAAACAUUUUUGGACAUUGGUUGUGAAGUACUGUCACAGGAAUCGAAGGAUAUGAUGGUCUUAAGAAAUGGAGCUAGAGAAGUUUCAGUCCAAUUACAAUCUGAUUCUGAUGAUUCCUCAUUUAAUUCAAUGGAGGAAUGCAAUAAAGAGAAGCGUAAUAAACCACUAGAUUUUGCUCCAGAUUACCAUUCACCACUUGAUGUAGAACCUUUGGAUAUGUGCAUGCAACCGGAAUUUAGUGUUCACCACAUAACUCCGUGCAGUAGAAAAGGAUUGCCAGGUGUAGAAACCAGCAAAUCAGAGGAUUCAGCACAAACUAGCCUUGGAAAGAAGAGGAAGAAGAAUCCAGAGAUUGAGGGACAAAAACGAUGCAGUUGCAAGAGGUCCAAAUGCCUGAAACUCUAUUGUGAUUGCUUUGCUGCUGGAAUGUUUUGCAAUAAAAGUUGUGCUUGCCAAGGAUGUUCUAAUAAUUCAGAAAAUGAAGAAAUGGUCAGUUCAACAAGGCAACUGAUAGAAGCUCGCAAUCCACUUGCAUUUGCUCCUAAAGUUGUGCAUGCUAAUGGUGAUCUAAAAGAGAGUGCAGAUAAUAAGCAUAUCACACCUCCUUCCGCAAGGCAUAAAAGAGGGUGCAAUUGCAAGAAGUCCAAGUGCUUGAAGAAAUACUGUGAAUGCUAUCAGGCUGGUGUUGGGUGUUCCUUGGGAUGCCGUUGUGAAGGAUGCAAGAAUGUUUAUGGGAUGAAAGAAGGUAUGCUUGAAACUAGCUUGGUAUUGCCUUGAUAUUUUGUUGGCAUUGCUAAUUGUA